Molecule: messenger RNA, 4053 nt
Organism: Zootoca vivipara (common lizard)
Lineage: Eukaryota; Metazoa; Chordata; Lepidosauria; Squamata; Lacertidae
Gene: POLR1F
Product: RNA polymerase I subunit F
Biological process (GO): transcription elongation by RNA polymerase I; DNA-templated transcription initiation; DNA-templated transcription
Cellular component (GO): RNA polymerase I complex
Source: RefSeq, a predicted model, not a curated record
GUGCGCCAUUCGCAAGCUCGAGGCGAGUACCCAGGCUCAUCGCGAAGACGUCAUCGCUAGGCGACAGCGAGGAGAAGACGUUGCCUCGUGUAGAGCCAUGGAGGAGGCUGAGGAGAAGCCUCCGGCUGCUGUCGCGGCUCCCCCGGCGCCCGCCCUGCCACCCUGCGUGGAGGCGGAGUUGCCGUCCUUCGAGGCGGCCCGGGCGCUGACGGAGAACCGCUAUUCGUGCCUGGUGGUGACUCCGCAGCGGAGGCACGUCGCCUUGCCGCCGCGCUUCCUGCACCGCAAGAGGACGGGGAUCCGCGCGCAGCUGGACGCCGAGCUGCGCCGCUUCUCGGAGAGCUUUCAGGGUGUUCCUGUGGCUUAUGAUGAUAUUAAAAUAACAAGGGAAGUGGGAGAUAUAAUCGAUGACAUUGGAGCUGUCCAUCUGGACAUUGAAACAGAUUUUGUCGUGUUCCAGCCUAAAGAAGGGAAAAAACUUGUGGGUACAAUCAAUAAAAUGGCACCUAGUCACAUAGGCUGUCUGGUACAUGGCUGUUUCAAUGCUUCCAUCCCCAAACCUGAUCACAUGUCAACCGAUGAAUGGAAAGACCUUGGCUUCCAAAUUGGCAACAGACUGAUAUUUAAAGUACUGCAUUUUGAUUCAGAUGCUGCUGGAGUGUUCUGCAUCAAAGGAAAACUCUGUAGAAAGAGCAACAAGGAAAAGCACAAGGGAAAACAUGAAAAGCCCCAUGAUGUGCAGAAUGGCACAGAGGAGAUGGAGAUGGACAUAGCGACAGCUGGUGUUGAAGAGAUGAGAAACAACGACAUGGAUAAUGGAAUAUUUGAUAUGUCAGAUCGAGGGAAUGGGCAACACAGAGCAGGCCUGGGGCUGCAUAUGAGUGACUCAAGCGGCUACCAUAGUGAUCACGGCAAAUCUAAGAAAAAGAAGAGAAAACUUGGCGAGGAAGAAGGUGGACUCCCUGGAUUAUUAAAUCCCAAAGCUAAAAAGAAGAAAAAGCAAUGAGAAAUAGUAUGGAUAAUACCAAGUGCCUUAACUUGAACCUAGAACUCUUCCAUCAGGUGUAGUUGGAGAAGGAAUACUGUUGUUAUCUGUAGUUGGCGGACUCUUCAGCACAGCUAGUUGCUGCCACUUGGUUCUUUGCACUAGCAGUAGACAAAAUCAAUACAGACCACAGGAAUGGAGAACUUAAGAGACAGCACAAGCAUGUCCCCAAUUCAAUUAGCUGAGUAAAACUGCAGUCAGUUUCACCUCUCUGUCUGUAAAAGCAAUUUAUUUAAAAUUUGCCCCAAUUUUAAGAUUGUAAUCCCAACUGCUACAAGAGUUUUAAAAAAAUAAUAUUCUGUUUAUUUGCUUUUUGACUGCAUUCAUUCCCUGAAAAACAGAUAGCAUGACGGGUCUCCAUCUGUAAACAAAAACAAAUCACACCAAAAAGACUCCAGGCAUUACAUCACCUUUGUAAAUUUAUAAAACUAGUUAUACAUCAUCAAGAGGCAUGUUUCAGAGACUUCAAUUUCUAAAUGCCAGAUUUAGUCCAUUAAAAUACAUUAUGGAUGUUCAGAAAUUUCUCCCUAAGUUCUUUUUUUUAUUUUUGAGAAGGAUAAAGCAUGACUCCCCAAAAUUAUUCAUAAUACUUUAAAGAAUACUGAUUGCUCUGUGGAUGUCAAGGCAAAGCUGGUUUCUGACAGCCUUCAGUCUAAACAUAGUACAAUAUCCCUGACUUGUCCUGGGAAGAAAGGGCAAAUGUCCAAUUUUUGUCUCCCCACCCCACCCCCAAAAUGCAAUCUGCAUCUCGGGAGAACAGCCUCUCAGCAAAAGAAAACUUAACUGAGAAGUUAUCAAUCCCUGGUUCAGAAGAAUUAUUGGAGCACAUUCCAAAAAUUGUUGAGAAAACCUUUUCCAAUGACUACUGUAUUUUUCGCUCCAUAGGACGCACUUUUUUCCUCCUCUAGAGAGGGGGAAUGUAUGUGCGUCCUAGGGAGCGAAUGCCAUGGCUCCGGCAGCGGGAUCCCUCGGCUGCCGCUGCGGUCUGAGCGGAGGGAUGCCUCUGCCGCCAAACCAGUGUCUCUCCCAACCGCAGGCUCCGACCCUGCUCUUGCGAGCGGCAGAAGCGGGCAGCUGCGGGGGCGCUCCUUUCGGCCGCCUCUGCCACUCCCCGCCUUUGCCACUCACAAGAGCAGGGAUCGGAGGCACGGUUGGGAGAGACACAGCGCUACGCUGUGUCUCUUCCAAAUGCAGGUUCCUAUCUUGAGAACAUCAGAGGCAGGGGGUCGGACAAAAGAGCACCCGAAAUGGCUCUUCGGCUGCUUCUCCGCCCGCCCGUCCACCUCUGAUGUUGCCCGCCUUUGUCGCUGUGAUCUAUCAGUGGCAAUGUGAUCAAUGGCAGUGAUCUAUCCAUUGGGGGGUUUUCAGAAUUGUUGAGCUUUUUUAAAACAGUGAGUGUGCAGAACUUAAAUAAUUUGCUCACCAACAACACAGCUGCUAACACAUGUACGCACUGCUACAGCAGACAACAAAGGAACACACACUAAACGCGAUGCAGGGAAAGACCAGGGGGGGGGGGGCGGAGGCAUGAUUCGAAACAACGUGAGCGAUAAGGAUCCCGCGAUCGACCACGAUCAUCUGGGGAUCAACCUGUCGAUCGCGGUCGAGCUGUUGGACACCCCUGUCCAACCCUCUGCAAUGCAGGAAUAUGAAGCUAUCCCAUACAAGGAUCAAACCUGCAAUCUUGGCAUUAUCAGCACCAUGCUCUAAUCAACUGAGCUAUCCAGGUCUGCUGGAUCCUAGCUCAGCAUUUUUAAACAGUGGCCAGACUCAUACAAUUCGGAAGCCUACAAUGAGGCCAUGAAUGCUACAGCUCACCCGUCCAUUGCAGUUCUCCAGAUAAAUCCUCUGAAUCUAAAAUUCCCCAUCACAAACUUGCCAGUUUGGUUUCAUCGUACUCCAGACUAGGGGGACUGGGAAGUCCCAAGCAAUCCUUACUUUCACAAAGAAGCUAUUCAUGCACACACUUCCUCUCUCUGGAAUGACUUGCUGACUGCACUGCGUGUGAUAGAAAACUUUUAAAUCAACGAAAUAGGUCACACCUAAAAGGCAGUGAAGUUUAUAUGCCAGGGGUCUGGUUAGCUAUUGCCUAUAGAUGGAAGACUUGAGUAUAGAAAUUAACAUAUUUCAUUGUGUAUGCUUGACGGUCCUUUAGACUUUGCUAUCGCAUUCUCCCAUGCCCCAUGACAGGCUCUUGAAAUCAAGAGGGUUCCAAAGCAGCGUAUGAUAGGGAUAUCAAUGGAUAUUUUUUUACUGCUUAUGCUGUACUAAUAAAAGAAAGUAAAAAUGCAACAAUAAAUUUCCUAAAAGCAUGGCCAAAAUGCCACAUAUCCAAACCGCAGGGGAUCUUCAAGUUGCCCAGUUAGUACUUGGACAGCAGACUGAGCAGCCGGUCACUUGGGCUACUCGGACAGUCUUCUGCACUAUAAUGAGGUGCAUUACAUUUCUAUUUAAAUUAAAGUUAUCCUUUCUAAAUUGGCAUUUAUAUAUACAAAUUUUAUGCACGCUGUUCAAAGACUGUGGGAUGUCACUGGAAAUGUCCAACAUUUAAAUGUCCAACAUCUAAGCUGUUUGCAUUCUGGUUAUGUCACACCUUCUGUGAAGCCAGAUAAAAACGAACUUUUUGUUUGGGCUAGCUGACUUAGGCUGCCGGUUUUAUUUCUUUACCAUCUUGCUGAAUGAUUACGAGAGGCUGGAAAGAUGCGGGGAUUGCUCCAGAGAUUUGCCUAACAUUUAUCCACACCUGACUCUUAACCUACUGUAGGAGUCACUUGAAAAAAUGAUUAUACAGAAACUGUUGUGAAGCCGUCCCACCUUGAGCUAAUUCUGAGCGAUCCCAUCUUUAGGAAGAGGUGAUCUCUUGAGGGUCUUAGACCCUCGUUUCUAAAAGCAGCUUCUGGGUUUUUUUUUUUUUUUUUUUGCUUUCCAAAGGUGCUUGUGUGUGAAUGCUACUGGAUCAUCCUUGACUGGAACCUAAACUAUGUGGUAGGUGAGGGAGUGGGGUGGGG